This is a messenger RNA of Trichobilharzia regenti, 2085 nucleotides long. The record is from the annotation of a GenBank genome assembly. NCBI's taxonomy places the organism in Eukaryota, Metazoa, Platyhelminthes, Trematoda, Strigeidida, Schistosomatidae.
AUGACAAAAACUACGCUUGAUCUAUCUGUCUAUCGAUCGCUUAUCUUCAAUUUGAAACUGUACAUGAUUGAUUUAUUUUUAAUGAUAGGUAUGUUCAAGCUAUUUCAUGUAUUAUUCAUCCAUUAUUUAUGGUGUAUAAACUCAUCAAACGAAGACUUUAUUCAUGAGACAGAUGAACAUAUCUAUUUAAAAAUUCCGCAUGGUAUACCAGUACAAUAUCAAUAUCCAAUGAGAGCUGGUUUCCCCCCGGGUACAUUGGGGACAGAAAUAAGCGCUUUAAUUAUACCACCAGAAAAUAAUGCAAAAAGUGAAUUAAUAUCUUUAUAUAAAAAUAUUACUGAAUACAAAGAAUUAAUUGAUACAAAUAAAACGAGAAUAACAGAUUUUCAUUUUAAAUUUUAUGAAAGUUUAGUUAAACUGUAUGAUAAACAGUUGAAUGCAAAAGAGUAUAAUAAAAAAAUUUUCAAUAAUUUAGUAUUGAAACCAUCGAAUGCAAGAUUACAAUUUAUGAUGUAUUAUUGCACAGCACGAUUGGAAUUCACUAAAAAUUUAACUGAUGAUAUCUUUAUUAGUUCUGUCACUUCUCAGCCGAUGACUGACUUAGCGAAUAUUGGUAAUGUUGCUCCUGAGACGACUGUUACUCCUGAGAUGACUGUUUCUCCUGAGAUGACUGCUGCUCCUGAGACUACUGCUGCUUCUGACGACGCUGCUUCUGCUGCUGCUGCUGCUCCCAGUGUUGUGGCUCCUUCGAAUGCUGUAGUUCCUGUAAAUGCUAAUAUGUCUUCUAAUUCUACUGCUCCUUCUAAUGCUACUGUUUCUUCUGGUGAUUCUAUUCGUCCUAACAUUAGUAUAUCUCAUACUAAAACUCUUGAUGUUAAUACCACUGGUCCCCUUAAUAAGACAUCAACUAAAAAAAGACCUAUAUUAAGUAGCCAAUAUGAUAUUCAUCAGUUUUGUCCUAAAGCAUGUGCAUAUCGUGAAGGUUCAGGAUUCAGUGAUGAACACAGAUCUCAAUUGAAUCGUUAUAACAAUCUGUGCAAUUUCCCUGCAUAUUUUACGUCAACUUUAUCAAAACGAUGCAGUGAAGAAAAUUACCUUGGAUUAGUCCACCUUCAAAGUUUUAAAUGUGAAUGUUCAGCUGGUUUUGUAUGGAAGGAACAAUUAAAAUCUUGUUAUUUGCCAUAUGGAUGGCGUCAGAAAGCUGAAAGGUUGAAGACUACAGUCAGCACAAGAAGAAAUGAUCGUUUUGAAUACUUUAAGGAAAAUAAAUGUUCACGUAUUGGAACAAAAUCUAUUCUUCCAAUUGAAGCGAAUACAAAAUAUGCUAAACAACAAAAUCGUGAUAUACUGUAUCAUACUGAAAGGUGUAUUUGCAAAGAUGAAUUCUAUGGAACAUAUUGUGAUAAACGUAAAGAUCCAUGUAAAAUGCCUAUUGGAAAUGUUAUAAUGGGUGAUAUUGCAUGCAGAGUAAACGAUGGUAAUAAGUGUAUACCAAAUAAAGAAUAUGGUAUUUAUACAUGUCAGUGUACAAAAGCGUAUAAAAAACUAGUCAACAAUUCAACCUUGUUACCAAGAGAACGUGCAGCAGACAAUUGUUUAGUACGAAUUGAUCCAUGCUUAAUAAAUCCAUGUAAACAUGGUAUUUGUGUGAUGUCAUCAUUCACAGAAGUUCCUCCAAAUUAUGUUCCGGAGAAUUGGAAAUACGGAGCAGGUACUGGCAGAUGGGGAAUGAGACAACGUAGCCGAUACAGAGAUUGUUUAAGUAAAGCUUCUGACUGCAAUGAAGAAAUCGAUCGUAUCGCUGGUUUUCGGGGAUUCAUCAAUAAAACUGAAUCUAUUUGGCGUCAGUAUGAAUACCGGGGAUGUAGACCUCGACCGUGUGAUCGUCACCUCUAUUUGGCUUCCGGAACUCGAGCUCUGCAAAGAUCGCAACUUUCAGGACAAGUGGAGGAAAUUUUGUAUCAGUCACAUACUGUUCUAAUUUGGACAAUGUUAACAUUUACAUUUAUUUUUGCCAUGUUUGCAUUUCUAGCUACAUUUGUAACCAAAUUAUUUAGUGAACGUAUAAACCGUGAUAAGACAUAG